UACUAUGUUGUAAUGAUAAAGGCUCCACUUUUCCAUGAUCUCUUGAAUAGUUUUAGUUGCAUUUGUGUAGUAAAUAGUCGAGUAUAUCAAUUCGACGUGAGUAACAACCCGCCAUCUUCAAAUGCUUUAAUGGGAUAAAGCCUACCAACCAUCUUCAAUUCGAUGUUGUAUUAGAGAAUGCAUGUGGCUCCUGCGAGAAAUGCUGGAUUCAAAUCUGUUUCAUGAUUUUGUUUGGAAUCAAACACCAAUUAAAAAUUAUAUGAAUUCUGAUUAUCUACUGAGUAAUUUUGUGAUUCUAUCGACAAACAUUACCAUGGACAUAAUCUGUUCGAUAAAAUGUCUAUAUUAAACUUGAAUAUUAAUAUUCGCCCUCUUUUGACUUUACAGAAGGAGAAAGGAAGAGGCGGCGUGAUGCUUUGCAAUAAUCAUGCCUCUUAUAUUUAAUUAUGUGUUUUUCACCUCCUUCGCCAUGUGAAGGCCUUAGCUGCAAUCACAUGCAAUCAUUCUUGAACGAAUUAUAUAAAACUACAGCACACAGAGUGGAAGCAUGAUCCGAUGAGAGAAACUUGCCUAAAUUAGAUUCACCAUUUCUGUGGAAAAAGACAAAGUUAAAGAUUAGAUCAAUGGAUGACGACGGAGAGAGCAAGGCGACGGGCAUCGCGCAGAUUGUGAGCCUCAAGAAGUUCCUCCAGAAGUGGCAGACGGCCACAAUCGGCUCGAAGGGGAGCUGCAGCCCCCCUACGCAUCACGGGAUCUCGCCUGCUGUAACGAGGAGGCUGAGGACUUCAAACUCGUACGCUGAGUCGGAUGAGGACGGGUGCCAGAGCCCUGACCCGCCCGUGGAUGUCCCGAGAGGCUACCUUGCUGUGUACGUUGGCCCUGAGCUUCGGAGGUUCAUCAUCCCGACUAGCUACCUUAGGGACCCCCUGUUCAAGGUGCUGCUGGAGAAGGUGGAGGAGGAGUUCGGGUUCGAUCACAGUGGCGGGCUGACUAUCCCGUGUGAGAUCGAGACGUUCAAGUAUCUCCUGCAGUGUAUGGAGAAUCACAGGAAGGAUCAGGAUGAUAAGGAUUGAUAAUUGAAGGUUGAUAUUUCUUGACUUAAUUGGUUCUUCAUUUUGGAAUUUGAUAUUGUUUAGAGACUGAAAAUGUUGAUUUGAUCAAAGAAAUAUGUUAGGUGCAAACCUGAUCUUUGUGAUUUGGAAUGAAUUUUAGGAAGUUUGUGUAUAUGUUGAUUGAUGGUUACAUCUUACUUCUUGUCUUAUAUUCUAAUGAACAAAGCAUUU
Molecule: messenger RNA, 1283 nt
Organism: Salvia splendens (bonfire salvia)
Lineage: Eukaryota; Viridiplantae; Streptophyta; Magnoliopsida; Lamiales; Lamiaceae
Product: auxin-responsive protein SAUR50
Exons: 2
Coding region: 624-1073 (149 amino acids)
Biological process (GO): response to auxin
Source: RefSeq, a predicted model, not a curated record